This is a messenger RNA of Scaptodrosophila lebanonensis, 346 nucleotides long. RefSeq names its product zinc finger CCHC domain-containing protein 13-like. The record is from RefSeq and is a predicted model, not a curated record. The transcript has 2 exons. Lineage: Eukaryota; Metazoa; Arthropoda; Insecta; Diptera; Drosophilidae. Bases 10 to 192 code for a protein of 60 amino acids. Gene Ontology annotation, molecular function: nucleic acid binding; zinc ion binding.
AGUCGAGAAAUGGUCGUCAAAUGCUUCAACUGUAACUCCAAAGGACAUAUGGCCCCUGAAUGUCGCAAGCCCAAAAGAACACCUGGAGCGUGUUUCGUUUGCAAUGAAAUGGGCCACAUUUCAAUAAACUGUAGCAAACGCAACGACUUGGAACUACGAGAAAAUAUGAAAACCAGCAACAAAAAACACUAAUUGACACUGGAAGCCCUAUCAGUUUAAUAUGUGAGGAGAAGGUACCCAAGAAACUUAUUGAAGACUAUUCUUUUGUUCAAAAUUAUUACGGAAUAAAUAAAAGUAAACUUAUAAUCAUUGGAGUAAUAAAAUAAAGAGAAUAAAUAAAAGAGAA